GUGAACAGCCAGCGAAACGUGCCCGAACUGCAUAUACGAGCGCCCAACUUGUCGAAUUGGAGAAAGAGUUUCAUUUCAACCAGUACCUUUGUAGGCCUCGAAGAAUUGAGAUGGCAGCUCUUCUGAACCUCUCCGAACGUCAGAUUAAAAUCUGGUUUCAAAAUCGUCGGAUGAAGUUCAAGAAAGAAAAAAAGAUGAAGGUGAAUAUGGACAAGUCUGGCAACAACAGCAGCAACAGCAGCAACGGCAGCGGCAGCGGUAGUGCCAAAUCUUCCGACUGUCUCACCAACAUGAACUCGGAUUCGGAUAGUCAGAGUUCCAUGAAAAGUCUAGAACGACUUGGUAAAAUGAACGGUGCUGGCGCUACCGUCGCGCCAGAUGAUGUGGUCAUGGGCGGCUCGGCGAUAUCGCCGUACCGUCCUCAAUCCGCGACGCCGUCGCCGAGAGGAGGGCUUAUGAUGAUGACGACGACGACGACAGGUGCUGCGACGCACAAUCUAGGAAAUCUCGGACCGCCGCCUCCAGGAAUGAACGGAGGAGGCGGCGGUGUUGGUGGACGAAGCGGCACGCCCGGCCUGUACUGUUCUAUGACGCCGACCAUCACCACCAUAACCACCACCAUCUCUUCCUCGUCCUCCUCAUCCUCCUCCUCUUCGUCCUCGUCGUCUUCAUCGUCCACCUCGUCGUCCGCAUCCGCCUCCUCUUCGUCAUCGUCCGCAUCGUCUACCACGUCUUCGUCGUCGUUGUCGUCUACGACGUCGACCCCGUCGCAACACAUCAAAGACACUCUCCUCCUCUCCACACACACAAACAAUAACAACAACAACAACAACAAUAACAACAACGGCCAUAUCACACCUGGUGGCGAUGGUGGUGGAGGUGGUGGUGAUGAUGGAAGUAGUGAUGACGUCAAGGAUGUUGAUAACAAUGAUAGUAAUAACAUCAACAACAACAACAACAAUCAUACCAAUGGUAGUAACAGUAAUGCCAAUAACAACAACAACAGCAACAAUAAUAGCAACGGGGGUGGGGGCGUGGCUUUGACCAACGGGAACUGUCUAGGAGGAAGUCUACAACUUUUAGGUCCGGCGGCGUGCUCAAUGUCGCCGCCGGUAACCGAACCCGGGGCCCACCAACAGCACCACCAAGCAGCAGCGGCAGCGUUGGUGCCGCCGCCACCGCCACCUCCCCCGCCCUCUUCUCAUCAUUCGAUCACGCAACAUCACCCGGCCGCCGCGGUCGCUCACCACGCGGCGACUGCCGCGGGGUCGGCGAUGCCUCCGCAACACCACGCCCAGCAGCAGCAGCAGCCACCUCCCCCGCACCAUCCGUCGCACCCGCCGCCGCCACCGCCGCCGCUCACAACGUACGUGCCUCACCAUCCUCACCAACAGCAGCAGCAACAACAACAACGACAACAACAGCAUCAUCAUCAUCAACAGCAUCAACAACAACAACAACAGCAACAACACCACCAUAUGCAACAGCAGCAACACCAUCAUCAGCAACAA
This is a messenger RNA of Octopus sinensis (East Asian common octopus), 1511 nucleotides long. RefSeq names its product myb-like protein I. The transcript has 2 exons. Gene Ontology annotation, molecular function: DNA-binding transcription factor activity, RNA polymerase II-specific; DNA binding. The record is from RefSeq and is a predicted model, not a curated record. The annotation marks the transcript as partial. Lineage: Eukaryota; Metazoa; Mollusca; Cephalopoda; Octopoda; Octopodidae. Gene Ontology annotation, biological process: regulation of DNA-templated transcription.